Molecule: messenger RNA, 3867 nt
Organism: Melanotaenia boesemani (Boeseman's rainbowfish)
Lineage: Eukaryota; Metazoa; Chordata; Actinopteri; Atheriniformes; Melanotaeniidae
Gene: plekho2
Product: pleckstrin homology domain containing, family O member 2
Exons: 7
Coding region: 547-2619 (690 amino acids)
Source: RefSeq, a predicted model, not a curated record
GAAGUUCAAUCAGAGGAAGCUUAAUAGAGACGCAUUUAUGUCCCAGAUAAAAUUAGAUAAAAACUUUGUUCCGGAUGUCUCCUCCUAUGUUGAAAUGAUGGAGUCUAAAUCUCUGACUCUCAGAUGAUGCUGCAGCUGAAAAUCUGUUUCCUGACUGAUCCUGUAAAUUUACCCUGAUAACAGGGUGGAAGCGCAGCUCACACGGGCCCAGCACGCGCCUCUGAGCCGGGAUGGUGCGCAGUUAAACAGGCUGCUGCUGGUCGGGUUGCUCCUCCUCGACAGAUUUGUCGAGUCAAGCAUAUAAAGGGACUUCAACCGGAAACCAAACUUUUUUCUUCGAACUUUUUUCUCCGAGGCAGAAGAGGGAAAUGAUGCGACCCUUCGUGUCACAGCCUGCACAGUUCCUUGUUUUCUGCAUUUGCGUGUGAUCCUGGACAUGUGUCAGCGGCUCAUCAACAGGCAGCAAGCAACAAGUUUGUAGCGAGAAUAAAAAGCGACGUCGAGGGAUUUUGGGCUCGUCCUCAGCCACAUAACGGGUCUGGUAUCAUGGAAGAUGGUACUAAAGAAGAACCAGCCCAGCAUGAAGAACCCAAGUUCCUGAGCAAGGCUGGCUGGGUGAAGAAGGCUCACGGUCGAGUUUUGGCCAGCUACAAAGACCGCUACAUCCAUGUGGAGAAGACAGAGAUUGUGGUGUUUGAAAACGAGGGCCUGCAGACCUGCCUGGAGAGGUUCGACCUGGAAAACUAUGAUAAAUGUCAUGAAUUAAAGAGCCCCUUCAAGAAGAAGCACAGAUUGGUCCUGAUUCGAUCACCCAAGUCUGGAAAUGCGGUCCAUAAUGUGAAGCUCCAAGUUCAGACUGCAGAGGAGAAGGAAGCUUGGAUUAAAGCCCUCAGUGAUGCCAUCAGUCGUGCAAAGAACAAAGUCUUUGAUGAGGUGAAGGUGGACAAAAUCAGUCAUUUAGAACAUGUUACUCGAUCAAGGCCAAAAGGGAACCGAAACCGGAGGCCACCAACGAGGAUUCACAUGAAAGAGGUGGCUGAUGUGUCAUCUGAUGGCAUCCUGCGUUUGGAUCUUGAUCUUGAGGGUGCAGUGAUGCCUAACGGGACCCAUCACAGUAAUGUUGAUGGCACUGUGACCCCCAAAAAAGCUAAAGACCCGACCCCCCAGCCCAACUCCGACAAUGCUGCAGAGAAACCGUUGGAGCAAAGUGCUGAGCAGGGGUCUCAGUCUGAUCCACAGCUCAGUCCCCAGAAGAAGGCUAUCAAACCUCCAAUGCCGCCUACUAAAGAGGCUAAUCCCAGUUCCACAUCUGAGGAUGAACCUGCUAAAGAUGAAGAAAAAGGUCCAGAGAAAAAGGUCCCGAAGCCACCGAUGCCUCCAUCAAAAGAAGUCAAACCCUGUUCCUCACCUGCUGAAGAAGCUGCAGAGAACCAAAAACCUGAUGCUAAGAAAAAAACAUGUCCACCUCCAACCCCUCCCAACAGGCCCAGCUCAGCUGGCUCUCUCAGCAACCUUGCAGAAAUAUUACAGUCCACAUCGGGCCCCCACCCUCCUACACCUCCAUCUAAAGAGAAAAAGCCCUCUCAUCCUGCCGUGGCGUCCAAAGAACAAGUUAAAGACACAGCUGAAGAGGACGUGGAGAGGACAGUGGACAGCAGAAAAGAAUCAGAAACAGAUGAGGCAGACCAGCUGGUCUCUGAGGAAACUCUUCCCCAUGUCAGAGAUGGUGAACCCGAAAGCCCCGAAGCAGAAGGAGAAGCUUCUGUGCAAGAGUCAGUGGAGACUGUUAGCUGUGACACCAAGCCACAAACACCUACAGCGCCUCAGAGGAACCCAGGCCCAGAAAAACCUGCUGAGCCUGAUGUGCAGCACAAAGAAAGCCUUUCAGACUCUGCUGACGAUAACGCUUCAUCCAGCUCUCCUCAGACACUGGAGCUCCCCCCCCACAGCGAAGUCCCCUCAGUAGUGGUCUCUGUUGAAGACCCACUCCCUGACAGCUUCAGCCUGAGUCCACUGCACUGUCAUUUGUCUGGGGACAAGAGAAAGAAGGCGGAGGAGAAAUCUGUGGACAGUGGCCAGCACUCGGAUGAUGAAAGUGAAGGCUCUGGGAGUGAAGACACGCUGGCAGCUUCAACAGCUGCACUCAGGGGAAGCCACCCUGGUCUGGACGUGUUGGACACUUUGGAGGACGACAUUCAGCUCACUGUUCAAUUAGGUCCACCAGCCAAACCUCAGAUGAGGCCAAAUGUCAUUUCCUGUCGGCUCGCAGCCCCCUACCACAAACCUCCCAAACCGUCGGUCAAACCCAGGUCGGCCUCCAUCGGAGAUCUGCUGUCCGAGUCCUCAAGCUGUACUCAAACGAUACAGCCCAGCAGAGGUGGGGAUGAAGGCUCAGCACCUACUCAUGACGAUGUCAUCAAACUCGAGACUGAGGUGGCUCUGGAGAUGAAAACGACAAGCAAGCUCCUGAGCCAGGCUCAUGGGGAAGACUACACGGAGGUUCUACCAGAAGAUCUGCUGGCUAAAGCCAUGGAGAAGCUGAGGAAGGCCGACCACGUCCUCAGGGAGGUCAAGAAGAUCAAAUUUGCAAAGAAUGCAAGAAACAGGAUGAGCUGGUGAAUAGUGGAAGGACUUUGACCUGACUGAUCCUUAAACCCUUCAUCUGUCUGAAGGCCUUGGAUUUCACGUAUGUCUUUAUUCGGCUGAAGGGAAUCUGACAUCAUACACAGCUUACAUUACAAAAAUAACCUGUUGGUACUCUUCCUUGCGUUAAGAAGCCAGUACACAAUGACCAUUGUUCCAUUGGCAAAAAUGUUUGACCAGCAUUUUUAGUCAAAUCAUGGAGCUGAUCUUUACGGAGCCCCUCGCGCAUCACAUGACCCCGACGCGCCGAAGAGAUGCGUUGACACAGUUUACCUACAGAUUAGUAAUCCAUGACCACGAUCAGAAACUGUUUCUGUUUAUCAUAAAACAAUGAUGAUGACGGUGAUGAUGAUGGUAGUGUCAUUCAGAACUGGAAAGCCAGUAUAGCAACAUGAGCUGGGGGUUCAGGGCAGAAGAGAUGAAGGUUUCAUCGGCACAUUUUCAUCAUAUUAAACUAUGUGCAAUUAUUUUUAGUUACUCUGCAAAGCAGUGCUUCAUGUUUUUUAUAUGAAAAAAGAAAAUACCUUACUGAAAGGGAAAUGGAUAAACAAUAAUAAAUAAUAAUUGAAAAAAUACUAUAGUACUAAAUAGUACUAAAAGGCUUCAUGUUAAAUUAAACACAAUUUUUAAUGAUUAAUUUUUCUUACUUCUGAGGCUUUUUUAUUUUGUUGGCAUUUAAUAUAACUGAAUUAACCGUCUGUAUAUGCUUUAUAAUUUAGCUGCAGCGAGUGUGCUGCUGAUCACUGAUGAAGAAAGAUACACCAGCUUAGCUCAGGAGUAAUUCGAAAUAGUCGUCACAUUAUUCGUACAAUGAAAACAAAUCAGAGAUUAUUUAUGUUUCAGUUUUUUCACAGAUUUAACAGAACAUAUAUUUUAAUACUGAUUUUACAGAACGGGAUGCUUUUAGGAGCUCUCGCUUAACCUUAUACACCACGUUUUAUUCCUGGGGUUUCUUAUGUAAAUAGAUAGUUACAUUCCCAACAGUCUACAUCAUAAACUUAUUAAUGUCAAAAUCAACUUUUUUUAUCCGGUGCUUUGCUAAAAGAUGACCCUCGUGCCAAUUAAAGUAUGUAAGAAUAUCUCAUGACAAUAGAUACUUUUUGAACUCUGAAAUGUUUAAACAGUUGAAAGGAAAGUGUUUUUGUCUGUUUUUAAUCUAACUGAACACAAAUCUCUGUAUUAUUCUGUCAUCAGUUUCAGUUAAAAUAAACUUGGAGAUUCUUU